Molecule: messenger RNA, 669 nt
Organism: Symbiodinium natans
Lineage: Eukaryota; Dinophyceae; Suessiales; Symbiodiniaceae
Source: the annotation of a GenBank genome assembly
AUGUGGCAACCAAAUCCCGUGCCGGAGCGAGUUGGGAAGACAAGCACAGCAAGUCUCCGGCCACCUCUCAACCAGUCUGAUGUAUCCUGGGACGACUGGGACAAUGCCGGCUGGGACGAUGCUUGGGGCGAUGGCUGGACGAUGCAGACUGGGACGAUGCGGGCUGGGACGCAGACUGGGACGAUGCAGACUGGGCCUGGUGGUGGGAAGAGCUGCGGCAACUACACGAGGAGCUGGAGCGCUGGCAGAAGAAGCUCCUCCCCCACAGCUGACGAAACACUUUCACACCCUGGAGUUGCCUAUCGGAAAUUGGCUUUGGAGUGCCAUCCAGCAAAAGGAAGGCAUCGCGUGAAAUACUGCAGCCUUUUGUUCGGUGAGGACAAGAACAUGGAGAAAGCCAAGGAGAUGACCACAGUCUUCCGCAAGGUGAAAGAAGCCUAUGAGGCUCUGCGAAAGUUCUUCGAAAGCAGCGGAAGAAGCCAGAUUUGUUCGGGCAAGGUAGCUGGAACAGAAUCGCGAGAAGGUAAGAAGGCCAUGCUGGCUGGUCUGCUGAAAGUGAGCCCGCUGAAGAGGUUCACUGGAGCCAACGCCCCUGGGCUGUCCAGACUUGCUUUUGCUCGCGAAGGGGCCGGCGAGGCCCUUCAGAGUCAAAGGAUACAAGCAAAGUGA